Messenger RNA from Torulaspora globosa, 819 nucleotides. It is a transcript of the gene SHB17, whose product is annotated as sedoheptulose-bisphosphatase. Gene Ontology annotation, molecular function: sedoheptulose-bisphosphatase activity. The record is from RefSeq and is a predicted model, not a curated record. Gene Ontology annotation, biological process: ribose phosphate biosynthetic process. Bases 1 to 819 code for a protein of 272 amino acids. The transcript has a single exon. NCBI's taxonomy places the organism in Eukaryota, Fungi, Ascomycota, Saccharomycetes, Saccharomycetales, Saccharomycetaceae.
AUGGGUAAGGUUCCAACUCCUAGAUGCAUCAUUGUGAGACAUGGUCAAACCGAAUGGUCAAAAUCUGGUCAGUAUACAGGUUUAACGGAUCUGCCAUUGACGGAAUAUGGUGUAGGUCAGAUGCGUAGGACUGCUGCUUCCAUCUUUUCGAACAAGUUCAUCGAUCCAGAUACCAUCACGUAUGUGUUCACUUCUCCUAGAACGAGGGCUAGGCAGACGGUGGAUUUGAUGUUGGAGCCGUUGACAGAGGAACAGAGAUCGAGAAUCCGCAUUGUGGUGGAUGAAGAUCUCAGGGAAUGGGAGUACGGUGAUUACGAGGGACUUCUCACCCAUGAGAUUGUUGCACUCAGAAAAUCUAGAGGGUUGGACCAAGAACGUCCCUGGAAUAUCUGGAGAGACGGUUGCGAAAACGGUGAGACUACACAACAGAUUGGUCUGAGAUUGUCCAGAGCACUUGCCAGGAUUCAGAAUCUGCACAGGGAGCAUCAGGCGAAGGGUAUUGCGUGCGAUAUCAUGGUUUUCGCCCAUGGACACGCUCUGCGUUACUUUGCUGGCUUGUGGUUUAUGCCGUGCGCAGAGAAGGCCUGUGAGACUGCCGAGGAACGGGCUCAACCCAAGACCUAUCACGAUGCAACUGUUCCUUACGUUGCUCUGAACAAGUACAAGUACCUGGAUUAUAACCCGAACUUUCUCUUGGAUGCCGGUGGUAUUGGUGUGCUAUCGUACUCGCAUCACAACAUCGAUGAGCCAGCUCUUGCCCUAGCAGGCGCAUUCGUGUCUCCACCAGAGGAGGAAUCUCAACAUGGCGACGUUAAAUAG